GUCUGGAGGAGGGAAGAGGCUCUGCGAGGCCGCGCUCCGUGCCGGGCGCCCAUCUCCUUUCAGUGGCACGCCAUGGAUACGACCGGCCACAGCGUCCUCCUCCUCCAGCAGCUGAACAUGCAGCGGGAGUUUGGCUUUCUGUGUGACUGCACAGUUGCCAUUGGUGAUGUUUACUUCAAAGCCCACAGAGCGGUGCUCGCUGCUUUUUCAAACUAUUUUAAGAUGAUAUUUAUUCAUCAGACGAGUGAAUGCAUAAAGAUUCAGCCUACAGACAUCCAGCCUGACAUAUUUAGUUACUUGUUGCAUAUCAUGUACACUGGGAAAGGGCCAAAGCAGACCGUCAGCCAGAGCCGACUGGAGGAGGGCAUCCGCUUUCUCCACGCAGACCACCUCUCCCAUAUCGCCAUCGAGAUGAACCAAGUGUUCUCCCCAGAGCCGGUCCAGUCUUCAAACUUAUACGGCAUCCAGAUCUCAACCGCACACAAGCCGGCGAAGGAGCGCCUGGGGACGAAGGAGAUCCUGAAGCUCUCAGUCUCCAUAAAGCAGGAGAGGUGCGACUCGGAGCCUGUGGUGUCCCAGAGCUGCACCCCUCCUUCUCCGGAGGUAGCAAGCCCCAUCUUUGCUAAGGCCAGCCUCAAGGUGCACUUGUGUCACUACUGCGGGGAGCGUUUCGACUCCCGGGGGGGGCUGCGGGAGCACUUGCACACCCACGUCUCGGGCUCGCUGCCGUUCGGCGUGCCGGCCUCCAUCCUGGAGAGCAGCGACCUGGGGGAGGUGCAGCCUCUGGCUGAGGACAGGGAGGCUGGGGAUGGCCACCGGCUCGGGGCCUUCCUCCUCAAGGAGGGCGAGCAUCAGCUGGAGCGUCUGAGCUGCAGCGACCUGGAGCCGCUGCAGAUCGGCCAGCUCUCCCUCAUCUCCAAGGACCACGAACCGGUAGAGUUGAACUGUAACUUCUCUUUCUCGAGAAAGAGAAAAAUCAGUUGCACUGUCUGCGGCCGCACGUUUUUCCGGAAGAGCCAGCUGCUCGAACACAUGUACACACACAGGGGGAAGCAGCACAAAUACAGCCGCUGCCAGCGGCUGGGGGGGCCCCGGGCCCCCAGGUUUCAUCCUUACUGUGACAGCGAGAGCAUGGGGAAAAGCUCCAGUUUAUCCCAAGACCACUUAGCUGAAUGCAUACUGGAGUCAGAUCUCAUCCAAGAAAGCGUUGAUACGAUCCUGGUAGAGUAGUUCUCCCCCAGUGUAGCCUUUAGGUGCUGAAACUGGAUAUUUUGGCAUUUUCUGUCUAGUGAGUGGCUGCUCUCUGCAGCUGAUUGUCUUCGCCAUUCCCAUCGCCUCCGAGAUAACUGUGAAGAACUGCGCACUUAGAUUCGUGUACUUGCUUGGUUUUUUUACUUCUCUAGCUUAAACUCAAGCUAAUUCCCAUCUUAAGUCCUUGGAAACCUCUGUGUAGCUCAGUUACAUUUUUCAUAAAUGUAAACUUCUGCUCUGCUUUUCUAGAGUUAAGACUGUGUUGCUGGGUGUGAGGUUUAAACAUUGUCUAAUACGCUGCGCGGUGCCUAGGACUGUUUGUAUCCCGUAGAAUUGCUCUUCUGAAACUAGAUG
Molecule: messenger RNA, 1605 nt
Organism: Egretta garzetta (little egret)
Lineage: Eukaryota; Metazoa; Chordata; Aves; Pelecaniformes; Ardeidae
Gene: ZBTB25
Product: zinc finger and BTB domain containing 25
Biological process (GO): regulation of transcription by RNA polymerase II
Cellular component (GO): nucleus
Molecular function (GO): DNA-binding transcription factor activity, RNA polymerase II-specific; protein binding; RNA polymerase II cis-regulatory region sequence-specific DNA binding
Source: RefSeq, a predicted model, not a curated record